AUGACGGCAGCCGAGGAGGAAGCCUCCUCUGAGUGCGUUUCCAACAUGCAGCCAUCGAGCGGGCUGUGCUACAGGCAGAGACGGUGCCCGAUCGAGGCAUGCAGUCCCUGCAUCUCCACAGAAUUGACAGCCUCCAAAUUUGACGGUGGCUGCCGAGGGCGGUUCUCGGAUGCUGCAGAAGCCGGCUUCCGCACGCCACUGCCGAUGUGCCAAUCUGCAGAUCUUGCAGACGGCCAGCCACAGCCCAUUAGCGCUGAGCUCCUGCUCACAGCUCAGAAGAAGCUCAGGGAGGCGUACGAGUCCAACAUCCCGGCCUGCCCAAUGGUAUCUGGCGCAGUCUUCGGGGAUCAGGGAGCACAGAUGCCCUUCAGCGGUUACAGCGCCCACUUUGAGGUCAAGGCGAUGCAACCACUCCUCAUGGAGGCUCAGGGGAGCUGGCCCAUUGGCGCCUGCACGCCGGCCCAACCAGGGUCCCUGCAUCAACCAGAGGUGCUGCAUCCGCAGAAGCCUCGCACAGUUGCUGCAAGCCAGGAGGCCGCAGCUGCCAGCAAUCCUCAGCCCAGGCUGGAGGGGAAUGCGCCGAAGCAGAGGAGGGCCAGGGGUGAGGAGAGCGAUGAGGACACGCUCAGCAGCAGCAGCAGCAGCGGCUCCAAGAAGCGCAAGAGGCAGGCAGUCAUGUUCAGCAGCAUGCAGCCGGACUCCUGGGCUGCUGAGCUGGCGCUGCAGCGGCGGCAGCUGCAGGCACGCGUGGAGCAGCUGGAGGGGUACAACGCUCACCUCAUCCGCCAGCUCAGUGCCACUCUGCGCACGCUGCGCUCCGAGCGCGCCAACACCCACGCCGAGAUCACGCGCAUGCACCAGAAGUGUGCCGCACUGGCCGCGUUUCUGCCGCCGUCGGUGGCCGCCUUCGCGCUCGGCAACCCGCCGGAGAUCGGGGUCAACAGCCGGGCCGCCCUCCUCCGCUCACACUCCUCGCCAUGA
Coccomyxa subellipsoidea C-169 is the source of this 981-nucleotide messenger RNA. RefSeq lists its product as hypothetical. The coding region runs from base 1 to 981 and encodes 326 amino acids. The transcript has 7 exons. The record is from RefSeq and is a predicted model, not a curated record. NCBI's taxonomy places the organism in Eukaryota, Viridiplantae, Chlorophyta, Trebouxiophyceae, Coccomyxaceae.